AUGAAAGCUGAGCAGCAACCUCCGUCACCCUUCUUCCUUUCCUCCUCUACUCCAAAGCCUGUGACUUUUUCCUUUUUCUUAAUUCAGCACACGCAGCGUCGCAAUUCGCAGACACCAAAAUGGCACUUGUAUAUGAACCCGGAGACGCGCUUGUCUUUCGCCAGCCGUUCAAAACGCUGACGCAGGACGUCCUGCGCCUGACAAACAAAAACAACUCGCCGGUGGCCUUCAAGGUCAAGACGACGGCGCCGAAGCAGUACUGUGUGCGUCCCAACGCGGGGCGCAUCGAGUCUGGGGAUGCGGUCGAGGUGCAGAUUGUACUGCAGCCGAUGCAGGAGGAGUUCCCGGCCGACCACAAGUGCCGCGACAAGUUCCUCAUCCAGAGCAUCCAGAUCACGCCCGAGAUGGACUCGAUGCCCAUGAGCGAGCUGUGGGCUAUGGUGGAGCGCGAGGCC
Messenger RNA from Linderina pennispora, 455 nucleotides. Its product is annotated as PapD-like protein. The record is from RefSeq and is a predicted model, not a curated record. Gene Ontology annotation, biological process: endoplasmic reticulum membrane organization. Gene Ontology annotation, molecular function: FFAT motif binding. Gene Ontology annotation, cellular component: endoplasmic reticulum membrane; plasma membrane. The transcript has 3 exons. The annotation marks the transcript as partial. Lineage: Eukaryota; Fungi; Kickxellomycota; Kickxellomycetes; Kickxellales; Kickxellaceae.